Setaria italica (foxtail millet) is the source of this 2720-nucleotide messenger RNA. RefSeq names its product probable splicing factor 3A subunit 1. Lineage: Eukaryota; Viridiplantae; Streptophyta; Magnoliopsida; Poales; Poaceae. Gene Ontology annotation, molecular function: protein binding; RNA binding. Gene Ontology annotation, cellular component: catalytic step 2 spliceosome; U2 snRNP; U2-type prespliceosome. Bases 80 to 2470 code for a protein of 796 amino acids. The transcript has 2 exons. The record is from RefSeq and is a predicted model, not a curated record. Gene Ontology annotation, biological process: regulation of alternative mRNA splicing, via spliceosome; mRNA cis splicing, via spliceosome.
ACCUCAUCGUCCUCCCCUUUCCGAUCGGGAUCCCCUGCCGAUCUAAACCCGCCGAAACCCUAAUCCCCCCACCGCCGCCAUGGGCAACCCCAUCCUGACCCUCCCCGCGCCGGAGGGCGACGGCGGCGACGCCGACCAGCAGCAGCAGGCGCCGCCUCCGUCUCCCCCUCCCGGCGCGAAGGCGGCCCCCCCGGCGACGGUAGCAACCCACACGCGCACCAUCGGCAUCAUCCACCCUCCGCCCGAUAUCCGCGUUAUCAUCGAGAAGACGGCCACCUUCGUCGCCAAGAACGGGCCCGAGUUCGAGCGCCGCAUCAUCUCCCACAACCAGGGCAACGCCAAGUUCAACUUCCUCCAGCCCUCCGACCCCUACCACGCCUACUACCAGCACCGCGUCGCCGAGAUCGCCGCCGCGCCGCCUGGCGCCGACGCCCCCGCGGGCACCGAGCCUGACGCGGAUCCCGCCGACGCUCCAGCAGCGGCCCCGGUCGACGGCGCCGCUGCACCCGCAGAUGGCGCCUCGGCGGACGCGAAGGCAGACCACUCCGCGCCCUUCCGCGUGGCGCCGCCGCCCAAGGUGCUGGUGCCGCCCAAGGCGGAGCUGUACACGGUGCGGCUGCCCGAGGGUAUCACAGGGGAGGAGCUGGACAUAAUCAAGCUGACCGCGCAGUUUGUGGCGCGGAACGGGAAGAACUUCUUGACGAGCCUGGCGCAGCGCGAGAGCACCAACAUGCAGUUCCACUUCAUCCGGCCUACUCACAGCAUGUUCCCAUUCUUCACGGCGCUCACGGACGCAUACUCCAGGGUGCUUAGGCCGGAAGAAGGGGUGCCUGGGCUGCUAAAGGAGCUGAGAGAGGGUUCAAAGGACCUUACUACAGUGCUGGAGAGAUGCCUGAACCGGUUGGAGUGGGAUCGGUCGCAGGAGCAGGCGAAGCAGCAGGCAGAGGAUGAGAUCGAGCAGGAACGGAUGCAGAUGUCAAUGAUUGACUGGCAUGAUUUUGUUGUUGUUGAGACAAUUGAAUUUGCAGAUGAUGAGUACGAGGGACUUCCUGUGCCACCUACAUUAGAGGAGUUGAAGCGCCGGAAGAGGAUGCAGAACUUGGGAGAGGAGGAAGCGAUGGAAUUGGCUGAACCUGCUAAGGAAGUUGAGAUGGAUAUGGAUGAAGAGGAGAUGCAACUUGUUGAGGAAGGAAUGCGGGCAGCAAGACUUGAGGAGAAUGAUGGAGGAGCACAAGUUAAGGUGGCUGGUGAUGAUGAGGCACCUAUGAGGAUUGUCAAGAACUACAAGAGGCCUGAAGAGAGGAUCCCUGCGGAGAGAGACCCAACCAAGUUUGUUGUCUCACCGAUAACUGGGGAGCUCAUUCCCAUCAGCGAGAUGGAGGAGCACAUGCGCAUCUCACUCAUUGAUCCUAAGUACAAGGAGCAGAAAGAGAGGAUGUUGGCCAAGAUUAAGGAGACCACCCUUGCACCGGAUGAUGAGAUUUCACGGAACAUUGUUGGUCUUGCUCGCACUCGUCCAGAUAUUUUUGGGACCACCGAGGAAGAGGUCUCUAAUGCUGUCAAGGCAGAAAUUGAGAAGAAAAAGGAUGAGCAGCCGAAGCAGGUUAUUUGGGAUGGUCAUUCUGGUAGCAUUGGUCGGACUGCUACUCAUGCACUGUCACAGCCUCAGGGUGGCGAGGAACAGUUUGAUGCUUCAAAUGUUGAUGGGAGACCUGUUCCUGGUCCAGCUCCACUUGUCCGACCUGGCAUGCCAUUGCCCCGACCUCCUCAGCCACUUCCUCUUGCUAAUGUUCCUCGCUUUAUCGCUCCACCAGCACCGUAUCCCCCUCCCCCAGGUUCUCAUAUUCCUGGAGUUCCGCAGAUGAUGCCUCACAUGCAUCCACCUCCACAACAGAUACCAGGGCAGCCACCGAUGAUGAGGAUGCCAGGCCAAAUGGUUCAUAUGCCCACCAGUAUUCCUCCGCCUCCUGGUCAGGUUCAGUUCAUGCCUGGUCCACCACGCUCAUUUCCUAUGCACCCACCACCGCACAUGCCACCCAUGGUCAAUCCCAUUGGUGUCCCUCAGCCUCCUGCACCGCCUCUUCCUCCGCAGCCUCCUGCUGAAGAGCAGCCACCUCCACCUGAUGAACCAGAACCUAAGAGGCAGAGAACAGAUGAUGCUUCUCUUAUCCCAGCAGAGCAGUUCCUUGCUCAGCAUCCGGGCCCUGCUAGCAUCUCAGUAUCUGUACCCAACCUUGAUGAAGGGAACUUGCGAGGCCAAGUUUUGCAAAUUCCUGUCCAAUCACUGUCAGACACGGUAGGCAGUCUGAAGGAGCAGAUUGCUGGAGAGCUGCAGCUCCCUGCAAAUAAGCAGAAGCUGAGUGUGAGGACUAGUUUCCUCAAAGACAAUCUUACUCUUGCUUACUACAAUGUGGGUCCUGGAGUUGUGAUCAAUCUCACACUGAGGGAGCGUGGUGGGAGAAAGAAAUGAGUCUUUUCGACCUCAGUGUAGUGGUAGGUUAAUGCUUACAACUAUACUUCAACAGCUAUCAUGGAAAGCCUUUGUGCUGGAUCUUGAUGUCUUAUGCUUCGUAUUAGUUUGUUUUAUAAGUUAAGCACAAUAUCUUUUGCACUAUGUCAACGUUGUAUUUUCCUCGUAUCUUGCUGCAGUUAAGUGUUGUGUGGUGCCAUGCUUUGCCAUAUCACCUAGCAUGUUAAUUGAGAUUGCUACUGGAUACCUA